GUAAAAUGUCCGUUGCAUCAGCUGCUUCACGCGUCAAGGUCAUUUCCACUUGGCCAAUCAGGUCUCGGAUUCUUCUAUACCUUUGUUAUUAAACCCGGUUCACAAUCAUCCUUAGUCUGCUCGGCACAAUGAUUGUAACAAGCUCAAGGAACACCAUGGGGAUCUUUGGAGCACCGACCAAUAAUGUAACAAAGGCAGUGCUUCCAUCUGUCAAGUCCCCCAGGAAAGGUCGUCGUCUGAAAAAACGUCUGGAAGUUUGCGAGACAAAUUCGGAGUCACAUCAAGAAAUCACUCCUAGUCAUUAUAGAACUUUUGAGAAUGACCUUAUUCCUGGCCGAAGUCUUUCAUCACAAACCUUCAGUCCUUGCACACCAACACACUUUUCAAGCAUUCGCUACCAAGCAGUUUACUACGCUAUUCAGGAAAAAUUAUUCUCUUCUUUGUCUCAAGAAAAAUUACUUUAUAUUGAUAAUGAGCAUUUGUUAUGUGUGAACUCAGAUUUGGAUGACAAAGUUGAUGCAGCAUUGAGAGCAGAAACUUUGUUCAAAUUGUGGUCCUUACAUAGCGCCUAUUAUUCGCUUUCCUCAAUCAUAUUCUGCAAGGCAGUGUGUUUAAUGGAUUUACUGGUUGCUAAAGUCAAAGUUAAACCAAAGUACGCAAUGUGCGUGGCCGCUGCAUGCUACUAUAUCACUUCCAAGUUCGAGAGAUCAUCCGAACACGUUUCACCCACACCUGAAAGCCUUGUAACACUAUCACGAUGUGGUGGCACAGCUGCUGAUCUGACGCGAAUGGUGGAAAUUAUCCUUACAAAGUUGGGGCCCUCCAGCGUCGCUGCUAUCGGUGCAUGCUCGGCUACAGCUAUUGAUUUCCUGUCCAUUUUCUCCUCGUUCGGCAUCCCGUUUGCGUCUUAUCAGAAUGAAUCUAGAAAUCAAAACACUUGGUUGCCUGUCCCUAUUUCUAUUUGUCGUCAGAUCGAAAUAGCUCUAGCCUCCUCAGAGGUAUCGUGCUUUCGUCCUUCGUGCCUAGCACUGGCUUUGCUCAAUCAUCUUUGUUUUAAUUCAACUGUGGGGUCACUGGGUUCAGCUGACGAUUGGUUGCAGUUCCAUACGUCUGACCUCUAUAACUUGUCACUUAUAUGUAACAUUUCUUGGACUGAUGUUGUUGCAUGUUCUUCCACAUUAAAGGAAGCACUUACCAAAACAUCGGGAUCCUACACAGUUCAGGAUUACCCUUCAUCCCGUCUAUUAGGCAGCUCCCCACCACUUGUGUGGACUUUAUCAAGGCGCACACAACGCAGCAUUUCUACAUCUUCUCCUCCAGCUCUUUCAACAAUCACAGAGGUAGAUGAGGAGCGGGUUCAUUUAAAUGAUAUUUUUUCGAACAUGGAUCUGGGUUUAUAAAACUUCGAUGAGGCAUAUUCAAAUUUUAACGUUGUAUCAUCAUUUUAUUCAAAUAUCCUCCCGUCCUAUUAUUUUUCAGCUUUUAUAAUCCUAAUAUAAAUUUUGAUUAUUAAACCAAUCUGUGAUUGGGAAAUCCAAGGAAAAAAAAUCUUUUUACACUUACUGUGAAAAAAAAAACGAAAAGAUAGAAAUUUCCAUUCCUGUUGUUAUUUAUUACUGUUGUUUCUCUGAACUAUUUCCCUCUCAAAUUUUAAUCAGCUGUGUACAAAUUUCAAAACUACUUGUUUUUUAGAGAAAAAAAUUAACAAUCAGUUUACUUUAUCAGUUAAUCAGCAGCAACACUAUAGCUCAAUGUAUACCAGUACUACUAUCAGCAUAUCUUUAAUUUACUUAGUUGUUGUUUUUUUAUUUCUGUUCAUAUUAUCAAAUUACAUAAAAUCAAACAACUGUACCUGACUAGGGCUUUUUUUUCCUAAUAUUUCUCUCUCUCUCUCUCUCUCUCUCUCUCUCUC
This is a messenger RNA of Schistosoma spindalis, 1912 nucleotides long. NCBI's taxonomy places the organism in Eukaryota, Metazoa, Platyhelminthes, Trematoda, Strigeidida, Schistosomatidae. The record is from the annotation of a GenBank genome assembly.